This is a messenger RNA of Saprolegnia parasitica CBS 223.65, 561 nucleotides long. RefSeq lists its product as hypothetical. The transcript is spliced from 4 exons. The record is from RefSeq and is a predicted model, not a curated record. The coding region runs from base 1 to 561 and encodes 186 amino acids. Lineage: Eukaryota; Oomycota; Saprolegniomycetes; Saprolegniales; Saprolegniaceae.
AUGUCUGCUGCGUCCCGCGGAUCGCGCGUGCACCACAUCCGUCGGACGCCGAGCCCGUUCUUUACGACGUCGUCCGGCAUCGUCGGCAUGAAUUUGCACGAGCCGACCGAGUUUGUCGCCCCCAAGCUCGACGAGACGCCGACGUCGUCGAGCGCGUUUGGCGACGGCGUGGAGCGCAGAAACAACCCGAUGAGCCAGCGCAUGGACAAACUGAGCUUGAGAAAAGAAAUCGAGCAAAGCGGGCUCGUCAAUAUCAAAAAGGUCGACGUGAUCUCGCCUAGCGCCGUGUUGGCCCAAGCCCGCGCCGAGCUGUUUCCGGAAGAGCUCAGUGCGAAUGCCAUGGACCUCCGACCGAUUGCCGCCGCGCGCAGCGAGCACUGCAUGUACACAACGAGCAACCGCGUCAUUGGCGAAGAGAAAGGGGCGAUUCAAGUCAACACCGACCGCAUCGUCAAGCCCGGGACGUUCACGACGUCAUUCAACGGGUUUCGGUACCGCGAUUACGGCCUCAACACCGCCGUGACCAAAUCCAAGAUUUGCGACCAAUUAGACUAUUCUUAA